Meloidogyne enterolobii is the source of this 373-nucleotide messenger RNA. Lineage: Eukaryota; Metazoa; Nematoda; Chromadorea; Rhabditida; Meloidogynidae. The record is from the annotation of a GenBank genome assembly.
UUUUGUCCGCAGAUGUCUUAAAAUAUCCAAAAAUGUCCGCAAUUUCCAAAAAUGUCCGCAAAUUUCCCAAAAUGUCCGCAAAUGUCCAAAUGUCCGCAAAUGUCGUUGAUCUUUCUUAUUUUAAUUUUUUAUUCUUUGUUGUUGUAAAUAUUUAUUUAUGUAAAAGUGUUAAUUGCACGAUGAUAUUUUUGUUUUAUUUUUUUAUUAAAGAAUUUUUGUACGAACAUUCUUUUCUUUCCGAAAACCCCCAAAAAUUAUUCAAUGCACGGCUUUUUCCCCUACAACGAAAACAGCUUCUUCCCUUUUUUACAGCUUCUUCCCGGACGACAUUUGCGGACACUGACCAAGCAUACCUCAAAGCUAAUAACUAACU